GACAAGGCAAAAAGACACACACAAAAAAACAAAAAACAAAAAAAAAGCAUUUGUUUUCCGGAGUACCUGGGAUGUGGUGAUUUUUUAAAGCAUUGCUAUCAAGUUAAAGGAGAAAAUGUUUUCAUGUUACCCUAGUAAGGUCAUAGCUUUAAGUGUGAAGAUGGCAGCUUUGUUUGCUUGCUUGCUUUUGUUUUCAUGAUAAAUAUUGUUUUUCAUUAUCUGAUCUUUGGGCAAUGUGAAUCUUUGGAAAACAGAACAAUAGAAAAGCAGGAAAACAGGGACCCAUCCGUGUUGUCCAUUAAUAAAUCUCCAGCGAGCAAGUGGUGAGGAGAUGCUGGGCUCUCCUGGCAGAGCAGGUCAUAACCUCUCAUCCCUUCUUCCCUUUGGCCUUCUUCUGCCUCCCUCCUCUCCCUUUACGUGUUUAAAUCACUCUAUCAUGUUUAAUCUCCCUGUUACUUUGCUAAUCCCACGGAAUUCAGACACACACGAGGCACAGAAAAGCAUUCUUCUGUAGGCAUCUUUGCCCACCAAUUUUUGGUACCUGAGCGGUAGCCUUUGUCAUUCAUUCAUUCAUUCAUCCACCUAUCUGAAACAUUUUCAUUGUGUUCCUAUAAUGCUAACAGAGCAUUGACCGAGUUCCGUCACCAACCCCUGACACGACACCGUCGGCUCUGGGACUGUUCCACUGAUGACAGUUAGGUGGGUGCUUAGGUUGGGAAAAGGAGUGGCCACUGAAUGAAAGCGGAAUCCCUAUAAGAACUGGCAGUCCGAUGUUCUUAAAAACCACCUGGGGAGAAGCACGAGAAUUUCUCUUUCCGGAUUCACCCCCACUUCCUUUUUAAUGUGUGACUCUUUUCAUCUUUCUAAGCUCUUGGAGGAAAUAGAGGACAGCUUUGUACCCGUGCACUUGGGCACAUGGUCAACGAUGGUGAGAUUAAUGUUAGUAGCUCGUUGUGAAGUACGCCCCGGAACGGGGAGAAAUGUAAUCUCUCCUAAUAGGAUCUUUUCCACUGUCUGGGUCCAUACCCACUCUGAGCCCUAUUUUCCUCACCUGUAAGGUAAGCGGGUUGGACUCGUCAUCCCUUUCCCGGCUGUAAUUCCCUGUGGCCCAGACUGGCUGUUCAGCCAUAGAUUAGUGGCCAUUCAGUGUAACACGAGCAAAGGCUUGGGAAGAAAUUGAGUUCUGGGGGUAUCUGAUCAAAGGCGCUCCUGGGUGAAUGAGCCUGUGUGUGGGAUAGUAAUAACAUCAGCAGCGUUACUGACAGACCUGCUGGGGCAAAGAAAUGUGGACGAAGUGUCCGAAAGGAAGAGAAAAGGGUUAGGAGCCACGUCUGUCUCCCCUUCUUUCUGGUAAACAGCGUGCAAUUGAACCAUCCGGCGAGUCAGCAGAAUCCUUUAACUUUUUCCCAAGUCUGUCUUGCUCAUACUCAGGCACAAAAUGAUUGAUGCUUUAAGGGGGCGACUUUUAUUUUUCUCAUUACGUCGGAACAGCUUCUACGCGGCCGUAGUAUGGCAGGCGAAGUAUAACAUCUUAUGGCAAAAGUUAGCGGUAGUUUCACUGGAGGAAUAUUUGCACUUCAUUUUUUUUUCCUCCUGUAUUAAAUAUCUUGAACUAGUCAACGAGGAAGGCCCACUGAAUUGUCAAUGUCAUUCUCUUAGAGCGCUUUUCUCACUUCGUGAGAUUUUAACGUAACAUGGUUAACGUGCAUGCAGGGCCGAGUAGGAUGACAGGACAAUAUAGUAUCUAAACCGAGGCAUUUGUGAGCGUGUCAGGAGUGACUACUGUAAAUUUUUAAGCCAGGAAAACUGCCACAAGCCGGAAUGUCCUUGGCCCACUCUGUCCUAUGGUCCCACCAACUAGGACCAGAUCCUCUGUAAAUUGUUAUUAUAACCCCCGUAACAAUUUUACAGGGUUGCUACUGUUGUUUUUCUCAUUUCAUAGCGGAGGAAACUCAGACUUGGGUGGGUGAUGUUGAUUCUAAGUCCAAGGCUUCAAACCUCAUGAUUGGAAUCUGAACCCAGGACCCCAGAAGAGGCUGCUGCCGCCUAGCUCUAGGCUUUUGGCAGUCACCUGACUCCUUCCAGGUGCAACAGACACCCUCCCCCUAAUUGAUUUGCCCCAGUUGAGGAAGCAGAUUUUUAUCAAAUGUAUUCAUUUAUGAAAAGAAGCAUAUCAGAGUUCUAAGAUUAAAAAAAAAAAAUCGUAGUCACCUCUUUCAGCCCAUUUAUGUGGACACCCAAUGGUACGUAUCUCCCUUUUUUUUAUUGCUGGUUCUUUGAAAAUGUGGACAAGAAGCUUCAUGGAAUCGAUAAAAGAUAACUUUCAAAUAGUGUUGAUAUUCAGGAAAAAAUACUUAUUGUGUCUUUUUUUUUUUUUGGCCAUGCCUACAGCAUGCAGAAGUUCCCAGGCCAGGGAUCAAAUCUGAGCCACUGCAGUAACUCGAGCCACAGCAGGAACACAAACACAAACCACAGCAGGGACAAGGCCCAGUCCUUAACCAUUAGGCCACCGGGAAACUCCCCUGUUUUUUGAUGUGUCAUGGAUACAUACAUUUUUUAGAUUCAAAUAUGUUAUAUGUUGAAUGGCGUGGUUAAAAUGGAUAAUUUGUUCAUUUUAUUGCCAUCAAAGCAAGUGUGGCUUGCUCUGAAAUCUGUUGUAUUUGUUCCACCCCUGCUCUUGCUCUGUCUCCACUCGUGCCCCCGCCUUCCUCUCAGGGUUAAGCUACCCUUUAUUUUGGAUGACACUAUCACACACAUGAUUGAGUCAACAAUUUAUGGCUUUUAAAAAUAGGGAUUUUGUCCUCUCUUAGGUUUAUUGUUUAUCAUAAUCAUCUUUCAAGUGAAAAGGCUAAUUUACUCUUUCUAUAGGAAUAUUUUAAGCUUGAUUAUCAUAAUAUUACAGCUGCCUGAAAAGGUCUAAAACGGGACAUUGACCUUGAAUGUUUUCUGCAUUUAGCUCAUGGUGCUUAAUAUUCAGGAAAGAAUAUAACCGCAACUCAUUUAUUAAUGUAUAAUCUCCAGUGUUAACUAUGGCUCUGUAAAUACAUGCCAUGCAGAUUAUAGAAAGCUUGUAGGAUGCUAGAAAAUGCAUUUGAUGUUUUACCCGCUUAUGUCGGAAAUGCAACAUAACUAAAGUCAGUUUUCCCAUUGGAGCUACUGUAGUUUAUAAUUUAAUUUUUACUGACAUUUACUAUGUAUAUUAUUAGCUUGACAAAAUGAAAGUGAAGGAAUCCCAAUUAAUUAAACAGAACCCAAAAUGCCUCUAUUAGAUUCUCCAUCUCCCUUUGAUUCUGUUUUUUUUUUUCUCCCCACUUUCAUAAACACACUAGGAAAAGAGUUUGGUGUGUAAGGUAAUUGCUCCCCAGAGAAUGGGCUUUUUUUUUUUUUUUUUUUACAUGGACUCGGUAAUUUGGGAAUGGGAUAGAUUUAUAGGACAAGAGGUUUGUCAAAAGGAGAGGUUUUUAUUAGUGCUUCUGUGGAAGCGAUCAUUUUCAGUAGAAAUGAUUGCUUCUUGCCAAUGGAGACAAUAAUUUAAAUAUCAAAGCCUGUGCCCUAGAAAUGAAAGGCAACAGAAAAUGAGGUUUGAUGAAUUGAUAGAGGUUUGGUGGUGAUACAAAGUAGUCAGACUGACUUCCAACGAAGUCCUCGUGAUCUCAGCGGGCAGGGCUGAGCCUAAGCAGGUUUCUAGCGUAAAAGAAAUUCCAGAGCACAGAUGAGGAAACUAGGGACCGAUAAGCCAUCUGCUCAAAGGCACGCAGCUCAGAAAGGGGCAAAGAGGGGAUCCCAGGGUCUCGGCUUCUGUUUGUCCUUCGGGGUUCUUUUUCCAGGGAUGUUCCUGGUGGGUUUUCUUACGGAGUGAAAGAUAGUGGGUUGUUUUGUUUUUUUAUAGUGUGUUAUGUUAUAUCCCACACCAUGUAUCACAGGCAGCGGGGAAGAUGGUUCCAAAAGUUAAACAGCUUCUUUGAAAAGGUUUCAUGAUCUUGAGGGAGAAUCUGCAAAAGGAGAUUACAAGGCAAUUUGAAAAUCUAAAUUUGCAAUGGCUUGUUUAGUUUGAAAUAUUUCACAAAUGGCAAACGGGCGCUAUAAAAUCAAAAUUUGCUGCAGAAAUUGUGUGGCAACUGUAACCUUUUUUCAUAUAGAUGAGUCCUGUUAAUUUUCAGAAAAGGAAGGUGGGAAGAAAGAUAGCUAUUAGCAUGCAGGACUAAGCAUUUCUCAUCCCUUGUAGCAGCAUAAGAAUUCAUUGUGAGAAUGUUUCAGGAAAUGGCUCCAACUCAAGUACCAUAAAAUAUGCGGGAUAGACAACAGAAAUCUACGUUUUGUUUGCACUUGAGUUUUGUUUGUUGCCAUUUCAUUCUUUCAAAUGGAAAUGAAGUAUAUUUCUGCUUGGUGUCUGUGCUUUCCUUGAGGCCUGAGAAUGCAGUUGUUUGGAUAGUAAACUGCAUUGUUUAAAAAGAAAAGACUGAAAUUAUGCUUGGACCCAGGGUCAGAUGCCUAAUAGACUGAUAUUAACAAAUGCAUUAAUAUUCUUUGUGAGACGAUCGUAGGGGUCCUUUUGUUUGGUUCCAUUUAUCCUGCUUUGGGUUGACUCCUUGUGGUAAGAUUGUGAAGUGUCCAGACUGGUGAGCAAUAUGUGUUUAUUCUAGGCUCCUUAUCUGUUUGUUUCUUCUUCUUCUUUUUUUUUUUCCCUCCAAAUCUUUUGUAGUUGAGAUUCUUAACGACAGGGCUCAGUAUUGCUCAUGGUAUGUUUAUUUCCUGUAACUACCCACUCUUUCCUCCUUCAAGGUGAAAAAUCCUUGUGGCUGGGGAAGAUUCUUGAGAUGACUAAGCCCUGUGUUUAUAAAAUAUUCUGAAAGCUGUCUUGCAAGUUUAGUGCAGUAGAUAUGAUUUGAAAUUUUAAAUUGGUUAAACUGGAUUCAAGACAGUAGGUGUAAUCUUAGGUCCUUGACUUGUAGAGGUGACAUAUUGAUCCCGAGGGAAAAUACAGCUCCACAAACCUAGUGCACUUCUGGUCAUUCAGAAAGCAGCUAGCCCAGUGGACACUGCAUCUUGCAUAGAUGAAAGAUGCUUAGUGAAAGUCAGUGGGGAGCACGCCGUGUCUGUUUGUACAUGAAUCUCUGUGAGCCCAGAAAACAAUAUUCAUAUUGUACGUGAAUAUGAGUCUCAAAUCUAUUUAAAAAUACAUAGCGACAAAAUCAAAGGGUUCCUAAUGGGUCAAGUAAGUACCUUAAGAGAAUGAAGACAAUGCUGGGAAAUAAAAGAUAACUCCUGAAACGCGGGGGCUUCACAUCAUCGGUAAAUAACCGACUACAAAUCUUGUCUUUAAAAAGCUAUUUCAAAGGAGUAGUAAAGAGGUUCCUGUCACAGCAUGAAAAUGCAAAGAAACUGAAAAAGUACAGUAUUCUGCACAGGUGCAAGACCGGAAUGUGCUGAGUACAUGAAGAUGCACUGAGUAUAUGAAAUAAUUUUUAUUUUAAAAACAAGUCCCCGGACAAAAGAAGAAGGAAUUUUUUUUGGAUACAUCUUUUAAAAAAUGUGUAUAACUGGAUAUAUUAAUUACUCUGAGAAAUUUUAGUUUAUUCACAAAUCCAGAUAGUCAUCUUUGAACCGAACAUAUUUUUCUGUCUUUUUAAUGCAGUAUUAGUUUCCAUAUUUCCUCCAUCAUAUUUUAGAAAAAUCAUGUUUCUUUUUCAAAUGCCUUUUUAUUUAUUUUUUAAAUUAUAAAAUGAUUACAUGUCUCAUUUUCGAUUGAAUAGACACAUCUUUUUUUUUUUUUUUUUUUUCCGGGAGUCUGCAGAAUGGUGGGAUUUUCUACAUCUCAAAGCUCUUUUAAUUCACUGCUCACAACCAAAUUUACAUCUUAAUUGCAGAGUUCACAUUUAACAAUAUAGACAGCAUAAUGCUACUGGUAAUUAAGCUUUUUCUACCUGCUUUUACGCAGUAUUCCUAGGCACAGUUUCUGCUAUGUGAGUUCUCAACUAGAAACUUGUCUGCAUUUAGACCGCAAAUAAAAGGCAUCAGGCCCCUAUCUUAGAUAUGGCUAAAGACAUGGCAGGGAAAUUGCUUUCUUCUGUGGGGGGGAACCAAAUCAUGUCUGUCAUUUUUAUAUUCUGAAUGUUAAUGCAGCUGUUCUAUUUUAGGGUUUUGGUUUCUAAAGACCUAGAACAUUUGAGAGCGUGGCGAGAAAGAGUUGAGUUCUGAUCUAGUGAAUGUAAUACACACUGGACAUCUGAACUAAUUUAUUUUGAUCUCAAAGAUUAUACUAUUUAUAUCAUGUAGGACUUAAGACGCAAAAGGCUGGUAAGCAGUAGAGCUGAAUUACAUCAAAAUUGUGGGUCGUAAGGUAGCAGUUAUCUCUUUGCCAUAAAUAGCUGGUAGCUAUUCCCCUGUACAUUUGCUAGAAUAAAAAAUCCUGUAUUUAAAAACAGGACUUAGGAAAACUCUUUGUUAUAUAAAAACUAAAAACAUGCUUAUACACUAUUGGAGAAAAAAACACCCAUCUCUUAUAUUCUCUUUUCCUUAAAAAGCACUUCUGUUUGAAACUAGUCCUUAUAAUGACUAGACCAUGUGACAAUUCACAAAAUAGUUCUAAGUUGAUUUUUUUUUUUUAAGCAUUCAGGGUGUGUUAUGGGUGAUAGACAAAUAUGUAAACUGCAUUUUAUUUGAAAGCUGAUGUUUUGGGUAAAAAUCACAUAUAUUUGUAUACGUCUGCCAGUUUGGAAGCUUGUUUUGAAAUAAGUGUAUGAUUAAGGACACUUUUAGCAUACUGGCUAGGAAUGCUCUCCCUACCAAAAAAAAAAUAAAAAAUAAAAAAUUUAACAAGCACUCUUUAUUUGUCAAAAUAUAUGGAGAUGGGUUCCAUGUACUAUUUACCCUACAGCCCUCGGUCUCCGAACCCCAGAAACUGGAGGAGCCAAAAUCUGUUCUGCAGUUGUUUACCUUUGUUUUGAAAAUCUAUGCAUUGUAUAUUUGUAGGGAGAGAGAGAGUAGCAGGUAAAGAAAUGUUUACACAUAGAAUUUGCGUAGGCAUCUCUCAGAUUGCACAGAUGGGCUCUUUCCUCUUCUGUAGUUGUGUAAAACUGCAUUCCACCUCCAAGCUGACGUUCCCAGUUCACAUGCCCGCACAAUUUAGAAACGUGUCUUAAAAAAAAAAAAAAAAAAAAAAAAAAAGCCCAGUAGAGAUCCGGAAAACAGACAACAACACGAUUACGGAUAAAUGAGAAAGUACAGCACUAGAGAAGCAGGAGCCCCCAGUGGAAGCAAGGACAGACAACGGCAGGACAAACUUCAUUCUCUACCUUCCGCAGAAUCCUUUCCCCAUUUAACUGAGAGCCUGCGCGAGUUCUUCGGGUUCAAGGCACCGGAGACGUUAGGUUAGGAACCCCAGACAGAUCCCUCCAGUGCUUAGAGAGUUAAGUUAGUUAGGAUUCUUUUCUAGCUUCCCAGGGAAAAAAAGCAAGAAAAAGAAAGAAAGGGGGGAAAAGGAAAAAAAGAAAAAGAAAGCGCGAGCGAGCCGAGCACAGGGUCUGCCGGGAGCGUGGCGAUCUCUCGUCCUGGCUCUGGUUUUCUCUGGCGCUCGGUUCGCGGCCCCCCUGGCUUCUCUGCACCCAUCGUACCUGCCUGGCUCCGCGGCUCCUCGCAGCCUCCCGUCGCCUCCCUCCUGAUUGGGCAGAGGCCCCCCAAUCGGCUGCGCGCCUGGGCCGGUGGGACCGCAUAUGUUAAGCUCUACUUCAUAUUAAUAAGCUCCAAUCGGGGCUUUAAGUCCUUGAUUAGGAGAGUGUGAGAGCUUUGGUCCCAACUGGCUGUGCCUAUAGGCUUGUCACUAGGAGAACAUUUGUGUUAAUUGCACUGUGUUCUGUCAAGGAAACUUUGAUUUAUAGCUGGGGUGCACAAAUAAUGGUUGCCGGUCGCACAUGGAUUCGGUAGAACUUUGCCUUCCUGAAUCUUUUUCCCUGCACUACGAGGAAGAGCUUCUCUGCAGAAUGUCCAACAAAGACCGACACAUUGACUCCAGCUGUUCGUCCUUCAUCAAGACGGAACCCUCCAGCCCGGCCUCCCUGACGGACAGCGUGAACCACCACAGCCCAGGCGGCUCUUCAGACGCCAGUGGGAGCUACAGUUCAACCAUGAAUGGCCAUCAGAACGGACUUGACUCGCCACCUCUCUACCCUUCUGCUCCUAUCCUCGGAGGCAGUGGGCCUGUCAGGAAACUGUAUGAUGACUGCUCCAGCACCAUCGUGGAAGACCCCCAGACCAAGUGCGAAUACAUGCUCAACUCGAUGCCCAAGAGACUGUGUUUAGUGUGUGGCGACAUCGCGUCUGGGUACCACUAUGGGGUAGCAUCCUGUGAAGCCUGCAAGGCGUUCUUCAAGAGGACGAUUCAAGGUAACAUAGAGUACAGCUGCCCUGCCACGAAUGAAUGUGAAAUCACAAAGCGCAGACGUAAAUCCUGCCAGGCUUGCCGCUUCAUGAAGUGUUUAAAAGUGGGCAUGCUGAAAGAAGGAGUGCGCCUCGACAGAGUACGCGGAGGUCGGCAGAAGUACAAGCGCAGAAUAGAUGCGGAGAACAGCCCGUACCUGAACCCUCAGCUGGUGCAGCCAGCCAAAAAGCCAUAUAACAAGAUUGUCUCACAUUUGUUGGUGGCUGAACCGGAGAAGAUCUAUGCCAUGCCUGACCCUACCGUUCCCGACAGUGACAUCAAAGCCCUCACUACGCUGUGCGACUUGGCUGAUCGCGAGCUGGUGGUCAUCAUUGGAUGGGCAAAGCAUAUUCCAGGCUUCUCCACGCUCUCCCUGGCGGAUCAGAUGAGUCUUCUGCAGAGUGCUUGGAUGGAAAUUUUGAUCCUGGGUGUCGUGUACCGAUCUCUUUCGUUUGAGGAUGAACUUGUCUAUGCAGACGAUUAUAUAAUGGAUGAAGACCAGUCCAAGUUAGCGGGCCUUCUAGACCUAAACAAUGCCAUCCUGCAGCUGGUGAAGAAAUACAAGAGCAUGAAGCUGGAGAAGGAAGAAUUCGUCACCCUCAAAGCCAUAGCUCUUGCUAAUUCAGACUCCAUGCACAUAGAAGAUGUCGAAGCCGUGCAGAAGCUUCAGGAUGUCCUGCACGAGGCCCUGCAGGAUUAUGAGGCCGGCCAGCACAUGGAAGACCCUCGCAGGGCCGGCAAGAUGCUGAUGACGCUGCCGCUGCUGAGGCAGACCUCCACCAAGGCCGUGCAGCAUUUCUACAACAUCAAACUGGAAGGCAAAGUCCCCAUGCACAAACUUUUUUUGGAAAUGCUGGAGGCCAAGGUCUGACUAAACGCUUCUUGGGCCAUCCUAUCCUGCUCGCGGAAAAAGGGAAAAGAAACCCGAGAGCGAUGUCGAAGAAACUUAGAGUUUAGUUAACAACAUCCAAAAUCAACAAAGACUGCACUGACAGCUUAGCAGCAAGACUACGAAGCAGCUUUCAGAUUCCUCUGGGUCUCCCUGUUGAGUUUCUUUCCACCUUAAUCUCAUCUUUUCUCCCUUUUUUCCCCCUCUUUGUUUUUUCUCCCUCUCUCGUUCCUUCUCUCCUUUCUUUCUUGCUUCCUUCCUUGCUGGUUCCCUCUCUCUCCUUCCUUCCUUCCUUCCUUCUCCUAUUUUCCUGCCUCUUUUCUCAUCCUCCCCCUUUCUUUGGAACUUUAAUAGCUUUCAUUUUAAGAAAAAUGUCCUUCUCUUCCUUUCUUUUUCUCUCCCUUCCUCCCGCCUCCCCUCCCUCCUUUCUUCCUUCUUCCUCGCUUCCUUCCUUCUUUCCCUCUGCUGCUGAACUUUUAAAAGAGGUCUCUGAUUGGAGAGAUGGAAGCCAGCCCUGCCAAAGGAUGGAGAUCCAUACUAUGGAUACCAGUGAACUUCUUGUGAACCAUGACGUCCCCAGUGACUAAGGAAUCAAAGAGAGAGAACCAACGUACCUAAAAGUAGAGUGCAACAUACGCAAAUUGACAGAGUGCAGUAUUAGAUUCCACACGGAGCAGCCGCUAAUUAGACGACUUAAGCAACGUUGCAUCGGCUGCUUCUUAUCAUUGCUUUUCCAUCUAGAUCAGUUACAGCCAUUUGAUUCCUUAAUUGUUUUUUCAAGUCUUCCAGGUAUUUGUUAGUUUAGCUACUAUGUAACUUUUUCAGGGAAUAGUUUAAGCUUUAUUCAUUCAUGCAAUACUAAAGAGAAAUAAGAAUACUGCAAUUUUGUGCUGGCUUUGAACAAUUAUGAACACUAAUGAAGGACACAUGAAUCCUGAAGGAAGAUUUUUAAAAAAAAGUUUCGUUUCUUCUUACAAAUGGAGAUUUUUUUGUACCAGCUUUACCACUUUUCAGCCAUUUAUUAAUAUGGGGAUUUAACUUACUCAAGCAAUAGUUGAAGGGAAGGUGCAUAUUAUCACGGAUGCAAUUUAUGUUGUGUGCCAGUCUGGUCCCAAACAUCAAUCUCUUAACAUGAGCUCCAGUUUACCUAAAUGUUCACUGACACAAAGGAUUAGAUUACACCUACAGUGACUCCGCGCGGUCACGUGUGCAAGGACUGCACGUGGAGUACAGAUCCGUAGAAUUAUCAGGAAUGCACCUCUGCCUGGGAGGUCCAGUCGCCAUAUGAUUUCUAGCUGCCACCUCAGUUAGGAAUGAGCUUCUGCCUGUUUGCAAAGUUACAGACCUUGUCCCAGAAGGAGCUGUGAGCCAGUUUUCAUUUAAGAGGCAAUAAGGCAAAUGCCAGAAUUUGAAAAAAAAAAAAAAAAAUCAGAUCAAAUCAUCAGAGACAGCAGACGCCUGACCAAAUUCUCAGACAUAUGAGUUGAUUCAUUUAGGAAUGUUUGUUUUGAUUAAUCUGCCAUUUUUAACCAAGAGCUAAGCCAAUCUCUGUGUUUUUCAACCAAUAUUGUCACAGCAAGAAAGUCAGUCAGGUUCCAGACUGUUAAGAGGUGUAAUCUAAUGAAGAAAUCAAUUAGAUGCCCCCGAAAUCUACAGUCGCUGAAUAACCAAUAAACAGUAACCUCCAUCAAAUGCUAUACCAAUGGACCAGUGUUAGUAGCUGCUCCCUGUACUAUGUGAACAGUCUUAUUCUAUGUACACAGAUGUAAUUAAAAUUGUAAUCCUAACAAACAAAAGAAACGUAGUUCAGCUUUUCAAUGUUUCAUGUUUGCUGUGCUUUUCUGAAUUUUAUGUUGCAUUCGAAGACUGUUGUCUUGUUCUUCUUGUGGUGUUUGGAUUCUUGUGGUGUGUGCUUUUAGACACAGGGUAGAAUUAGAGACAAUAUUGGAUGUACAAUUCCUCAGGAGACUACCGUAGUAUAUUCUAUUCCUUACCAUUAAUAAGGUUCUUCCUAAUAAUAAUUAAGAGAUUGACGCUCCAAACACGUAUUCAUGACGAACAGAUACACAUCAAAAUCAUAAUAAUAUUUUCAAAACAAGGAAUAAUUUCUCUAAUGGUUUAUUAUAGAAUACCAAUGUAUAGCUUAGAAAUAAAACUUUGAAUAUUUCAAGAAUAUAGAUAAGUCUAAUUUUUAAACGCUGUAUAUAUGGCUUUCACUCAGUCAUCUCUCAGAUGUUGUUAUUAACUCGCUCUGUGUUGUUGCAAAACUUUUUGGUGCGGACACGUUUCCAAAACUAUUGCUACUUUGUGUGCUUUAAACGAAAUACCUUGGGUUGAGGUUUUAUCAACCUAGUGCUAGGAAUACUGUGUAUCUAUCAUUAGCUGUAUGGGACUGUAGCGUAGAUUGUGGUUUCUCAGUAGAGAAGUGACUGUAGUGUGAUUCUAGAUAGAUCAUCAUUAGCAAUUCAUUCAGAUGGUCAAUAACUUGAAAUUUAUAGCUGUGAUAGGAGUUCAGAAAUUGGCACAUCCCUUUAAAAAUGACAACAGAAAAUACAACUCCUGGGAAAAAAAAAAAAAGGUGCUGAUUCUCUAAGAUUAUUUAUAUACGUAAGUGUUUAAAAAGAUUAUUUUCCAGAAAGUUUGUGCAGGGUUUAAGUUGCUACUAUUCAACCACACACUAUAUAUAAAUAAAAUAUAUACACUAUAUACAUUGAUUUCACUGAAUCACAUUGAAGUACUUGGGCUUCAGAAGUAAGAGCCAAUCAACUGAAAACAUGAGAUGGAGAGAUGCAGAAAAAAAAAAAAAAAAAAGUACUGUUUUUAGGUUUCAGUUUAGUUGACUCUUGGCAUUACAAAAGAACAAGUAUCUUACAAAGAGAAAACACACCAAAAAUGUAGGUCUAAAAGAAUUGCACGGGCCUUAGGGCGAAUGCUCAUCUUAAACCUCGCUCGAGGGAAGUUUUUUCAAAUUUCAAGCAAGACCAUUUACUUAAUGUGAAGUUUUGGAAAGUUAUAAAGGUGUAUGUUUUAGCCGUAUGAUUUUAAUUUUUAUUUUGCUUCUUUUAGGUUUGUUCUUAUUUAAAGCAAUAUGAUUGUGUGACUACCUGUAGUUACACUCGUGUUUCAAUCAGAUCAGAUUGUUGUAUUUAUUCCACUAUUUUGCAUUUAAAUGAUAACAUAAAAGAUAUAAAAAAUUUAAAACUGCUAUUUUUCUUAUAGAAGAGAAAAUGAGUGUUGGUGAUUGUAUUUUAAUUAUUUAAGCGUCUCUGUUUACCUGCCUAGGAAAACAUUUUAUGGCAGUCUUAUGUGCAAAGAUCGUAAAAGGACAAAAAAUUUAAACUGCUUAUAAUAAUCCAGGAGUUGCAUUAUAGCCAGUAGUAAAAAAAAUAAUAAUAAUAAUAAAACCUUGUCUAUAGCUGUAGAUGGGCUUCACAUCUGUAAAGCAAUCAAUUGUAUAUUUUUGUGACGUGUACCAUACUGUGUGCUCCAGCAAAUGUCCAUUUGUGUAAAUGUAUUUAUUUUAUAUUGUAUAUAUUGUUAAAUGCAAAAAGGAGAUAUGAUUCUGUAACUCCAAUCAGUUCAGAUGUGUAACUCAAAUUAUUAUGCCUUUCAGGAUGACAGUAGAGCAAUAUUAAAACAUGCUUCCACUUUUGA
Sus scrofa (pig) is the source of this 12959-nucleotide messenger RNA. RefSeq names its product estrogen related receptor gamma (gene ESRRG). Gene Ontology annotation, biological process: regulation of DNA-templated transcription; retinoic acid receptor signaling pathway. Gene Ontology annotation, cellular component: nucleus. Gene Ontology annotation, molecular function: sequence-specific DNA binding; nuclear steroid receptor activity; zinc ion binding. Lineage: Eukaryota; Metazoa; Chordata; Mammalia; Artiodactyla; Suidae. The record is from RefSeq and is a predicted model, not a curated record.